Molecule: messenger RNA, 315 nt
Organism: Protopolystoma xenopodis
Lineage: Eukaryota; Metazoa; Platyhelminthes; Monogenea; Polystomatidea; Polystomatidae
Source: the annotation of a GenBank genome assembly
AUGGGAAAGCUGAAUUGUGCUGACAUUCGCCUGGACAUUAUUAUUGCAUCCAAAAAUCAGCAAGUUGGCGUUAAAAGGCGGCCAAUCAACCGAGAAGAUUUUCCAAAUGCGUUCCGGUUGAUUGACUUUCCUCCUGCCCACUUGGUGGCUUAUUUCGUCACGGUCAUGCAAGCGUCGGAAGAAGCCGGAAAUCGCGAAGCCUCAUUUGCGUCCUCCAAAAGGACAGACUUUUGCGAAGCACUCUUCCACGCUUCACUUGCUUGUAUUAGCGUCAGUCAAGCGUAUCUCCGUCGACUGUCUGGACUCGGUGAGUAA